Fundulus heteroclitus (mummichog) is the source of this 1084-nucleotide messenger RNA. RefSeq lists its product as uncharacterized. NCBI's taxonomy places the organism in Eukaryota, Metazoa, Chordata, Actinopteri, Cyprinodontiformes, Fundulidae. Gene Ontology annotation, biological process: microtubule-based movement. Bases 207 to 1055 code for a protein of 282 amino acids. The transcript is spliced from 5 exons. Gene Ontology annotation, molecular function: microtubule motor activity. The record is from RefSeq and is a predicted model, not a curated record.
UCCAUUUUCCUGGUUCUGAUCAGGGCCCUGCCAGCAGCUACUGGUCCAGUAAUCUAACUUACUAUAAAUAAAGGCGUGGACCAGUUUCCUUAAUCCAGAGCGCAGAGAUUUCAUCAGAGUCCCGCUGAAGCUGCAUCUCAAGCCAUGGAGAGUCAGUGAGAAGUCAAAGACUUUUUUAACGUCUGUUUGGAGGUUUUUCAGCUGAAAUGUGCUCUCAGUACUGGAACACAGCUCAUGGACGCAGGCCGGACUACAGGAGGUUCACAGUGGUGGAGGGGCAGACUCCUCUGCCUCUGGGCUCCACCUGUCGCAGGAAACGGCUGCGCUCGUCGGGAGCCGAGGAGGACGAGGAGGCCCGAAGGAGCUGCGCCCGGCGGCCGAACCCCGAAGGCUCUCUGUCGGCCAGCGAGCUGAGCUGCUACGGCAAGCCGGAGGAGAGGGAGGAAGAGAAGCAGCAGAGGCUGUGUCAGCGCUGCCACAUCAUGGCGUUGCAGCUGAACAGGCAGGCUGCUGCUCUGGCCGAUGCGGCAUCGAUGAAGGACCCGGCCUACGCCUCCUUCGUCUUUGAUAAGCUCCACCGCCUGCAGUGGCCUCAUCGGAGCCGCCAUGCUUCCUCCGAGUCCCGCUGUGACGUCUGCGGCGCUGCCUAUCAGCAUCUGAGGCGUCUGGCUCUGCGUCGGGCUCUGGGCAUCAGCGGGGAGAUGACCCCUCGCCCUGCCACCCCCACCGUCCCCCCCGCCACCGCAACGACCUCCCCCUCAGAGGGCCGCUGGGAGGUGGAUGAGCUCCCAGCGAAGCAGCAAAGAUGGAUGCGUGACGAGGAGCGUGGGGGAGGAGCUCCAUGGGGAUGGGGGGGAGUACAGAGCACCUACCUGGGAGGGGGCGGAGCCAAGGGGCUAGCUACCGUCACACCCCUGAAUGCACACAACUACCUGGAGGGGGUGUGGAGGGUGUCGUGCUGCAGACCUGAACUUCAGCAGACUACGAGACGGCAGCUAAAGCAAAAGCCCCACAGACCGACCUCCACAGGUCCCUGGAGCUCCAGCGGUCGUUAGGCGAGAGGCGGGGUCCACCCUGGACAGGU